AUGGAGCCGUCCACGGCACCUGCUGCGGAUCUGUCCGAUCUCUACUCCGUGAUCCCGUUCAAUGUCACCUUCCCCUAUGAUGCCAUGGGCUUUGUGCCCGCUGGAAACUACUCCGAGUCGGAACCAAGCCCCCCCACCAAGAGUCCUGCGGGCAUCAUAAUAGCCAUCUCCAUAACGGCUCUCUACUCGGUUAUCUGUGUGAUUGGACUGCUAGGAAAUCUUCUCGUCAUGUAUGGUGUAGUAAGGUACACCAAGAUGAAGACGGCCACUAACAUCUACAUCUUCAACCUGGCGUUGGCCGAUGCCCUGGCCACCAGCACGCUGCCCUUCCAGAGUGCCAAGUACCUGAUGAACACCUGGCCCUUCGGAGAACCACUCUGCAAGGUGGUGAUCGCCAUAGACUACUACAACAUGUUCACCAGCAUCUUCACGCUCACCAUGAUGAGUGUGGAUCGCUACAUCGCUGUCUGCCACCCAGUGAGGGCGCUAGAGUUCCGCACGCCCGUCAAGGCCAAGAUCAUCAACGUGUGCGUGUGGAUCCUCUCCUCGGCCGUCGGCGUGCCCAUCAUGAUAAUGGCAGUUACCAAGGUCACGGAUAACGGGAAAGUGGUCUGCACCCUGAAGUUCCCCGACCCCGACUGGUACUGGGACACGGUCACCAAGAUCUGCGUGUUCAUCUUCGCCUUCGUGGUGCCCGUGAUGGUCAUCACCAUCUGUUACGGCCUGAUGAUCCUGCGACUCCGCAGUGUGCGCCUGCUCUCGGGCUCCAAGGAGAAGGACCGCAACAUGCGCCGCAUCACCCGCAUGGUGCUGGUGAUCGUGGCGGCCUUCAUCAUCUGCUGGACGCCCAUCCACAUCUUCAUCAUCGUCAAGACGCUGGUGGACAUCGACCAGAGGAAUCCCUUCAUCAUCGCCAGCUGGCACUUGUGCAUCGCGCUGGGCUACACCAACAGUAGCCUCAACCCCGUGCUCUACGCCUUCCUGGACGAGAACUUCAAGCGGUGCUUCCGCGACUUCUGCCUGCCCUUCCGCACCCGCGUGGUCGAGAGGAACAGCCUGGCCCGCCCGGGGAACCACGCCAACAACCGCGAGCCCGUGUCCGUGUGCGCCCCGUCGGAGGCGGUCGGGGGGAAGAAGCCUGUAUGACUAGGCAUGGACCGGAUCCCGAAGGGGUCCCACCACUCUCGGCGGAUACAGCAGGACCUGCAGUCGGAGGUGACGCAGAUCUCCACCACUGAGUUCUAACCCCAACCGAAACGUCGCUUUUUAAAUUCUGCAAAAUGAGGACAGUAUGUGGCGAGAGUUUUCAUUAGUAACAUUGGUGACCUUGUGGAUCUUCUCCAAUGCACCUGACCAAGGGAGGUGUGCAGAGAAGUCUCAUCAAAAAAUGACCUGAACAAACCACU
Messenger RNA from Engraulis encrasicolus (European anchovy), 1406 nucleotides. It is a transcript of the gene oprd1a, whose product is annotated as opioid receptor, delta 1a. Gene Ontology annotation, cellular component: neuron projection; plasma membrane. Gene Ontology annotation, molecular function: G protein-coupled enkephalin receptor activity; neuropeptide binding. NCBI's taxonomy places the organism in Eukaryota, Metazoa, Chordata, Actinopteri, Clupeiformes, Engraulidae. Gene Ontology annotation, biological process: neuropeptide signaling pathway; G protein-coupled opioid receptor signaling pathway. The record is from RefSeq and is a predicted model, not a curated record. Bases 1 to 1146 code for a protein of 381 amino acids. The transcript is spliced from 4 exons.